CGGCGGAAGAUGGAGCCGCAAAUUCACCUUUACUAACACUUGAUAGACUUCUAUGGGGCUUUUUGUGAGAGCAGCGGGAAUUCAUUUAUCAAGAAAGCAAUUUUCCAGGCUGAUAAUUACUGAGGUUGACUCAAAAAUGCACAAAGGAGGUGGCCAUGGUAAAAGAGGUAGAGGUGGACAUCACCCGUCUGGUCUGACAGGAAAACAGAUUGGCUUGUGGUAUAGAAAUAGAGGAAAACAGAAGAGGGAACAGAAACAGCGUGCAUUUAUUACAAUGGACAGUCACCAUGAAAAGAGAAUAAGUCAGCUGCUUGGAGAAAUCAGACAAAGUGAAAGAAGCAACGGUGACAGAGCAGAGGAAGGAGCAUCAGCUGGCCCAGACUGGCACGAUGCUCUUACAGAAGAACAGUACAAUGAACAACAUCUGCAAGAUGAGCUAGACAAUGUGGAUCAAGAUCAGGCAAAGGCAUCUGGUGAGAACAGAAAAACAAGGCAAUUAGCUUCCAAGCAUCAUUUUAAUAUGGGCAGGUGUUUGCAGCCAGAUUCCAUGUUAGAUCAUCAGUUAAGAGAAGAACAGCAAAGAAGGUUCUCAUCAGAAAGUUCAAGAUUUAAGGCCAUGCAGGAAUUCCGUAAAAGUUUGCCAGCUUAUGCACAGAAAGAGGAAUUACUUCAACUCUUAAACUCAGAGCAGGUCAUUGUUAUCAGUGGGGAGACAGGAUGUGGAAAAACAACUCAGGUUGCCCAGUUUAUCUUGGAUGAUGCUAUUGACAAAGGCUAUGGAUCAACGUGCCGAGUUGUUUGUACUCAGCCCAGGAGAAUAAGUACUAUCUCUGUGGCAGAAAGAGUUGCAUCAGAAAGAGGUGAAAAUUGUGGUGAAAAUGGAAGUGUUGGUUACCAGAUAAGACUGGAAAGCAAGCUUCCACGAGAGCAAGGCUCUAUUCUCUAUUGUACAACAGGAGUGCUGCUCAGAUGGCUGGUGUCUGAUCCAUUGCUUCUUGGUUGCAGUCACAUCAUUCUUGAUGAGAUUCAUGAAAGGGAUAUUUUAUCAGAUUUCCUGAUCAUUAUUGUCAAAGAUCUUUUAUCAAAAAGGCCAGAUUUAAAACUGAUCCUCAUGAGUGCAACUUUGAAUUCAGAGAUGUUCUCGGCAUAUUUUGAUAAUUGCAAAAUGGCUGAUAUUCCUGGUUUCACCCACCCUGUUCAGGAGGUUUACCUUGAGGAAAUAAUUGAAAAAACAGGGUAUGAAGUUGCAGAAAAAGCUGGUGUCUCUGGUAGAAGAGACAGACCAGAACCAAAAUGGAAAAAGUACAGGAGGGGUAAAAGUGAGGCAAAAGACAGACGGCUAGAGAAAAGCAAUGCAUGGUUGACAGACAGUCAGGAGUCUGAAAAACAGAUGGAGUGGGAGCAGUAUCUCAAUUCACUUACAGGAAGAUUUUCUUUUAAAACAAUCACAACCCUUCGAAACAUGGAUUUGGAAAAAAUCGACUUCGAACUUCUUGUCCGACUGAUAACUCACAUCUCACUUCAAAUGGAGAAGGGAGCUAUACUCGUUUUUCUACCUGGCUGGGAUGAUAUUAGUAAACUUCACGACAGGUUGAAAAGCCAAACGCUUUUUAAUUCAGAUAAAUUCCUUAUCAUUCCUUUACACUCUAUGAUGCCGUCAACAAACCAACGAGAGGUAUUUGACCGCCCACCCGAAGGUGUCAGGAAGAUAGUAAUUGCCACGAAUAUUGCUGAAACAAGUAUCACAAUUGAUGAUGUGGUGUUUGUUGUGGAUGCUGGCAAGGUGAAAGAAAAGACGUAUGAUAUGUUCCACAAAGUAGCCUGUUUACAGCCUGUAUGGAUCAGUAAAGCCUCCUCGAGACAAAGACGUGGUCGAGCUGGAAGAGUACAGCCUGGAUACUGCUUUCAUUUGUUCACACAAUUCCGUGCCCAGUCCCUUGACGACUAUCAGCUGCCAGAGAUGCUUCGGACACCUCUUGAGGAAUUGUGCCUGCAGAUUAAGAUUCUUAAACUGGGUAUGAUCCGACCUUUUCUGUCCAGAGCAUUGCAGCCUCCAGAGGAACAAGCGGUCACCAAUGCUUUAGAAGAUCUUCAUCAGCUUAAAGCACUGGACGCGAAUGAAGAUUUAACUCCCCUUGGUCAUCAUUUGGCCGCUUUACCAGUCAAUCCCAGAGUGGGCAAGAUCAUUUUGUUUGGUGCUAUAUUCUCGUGUUUAGAUCCAGUUCUAACUGUGGCGUCUGUUUUGGGAUUCAAGGAUCCUUUUGUAUUUCCUUUGGGAAAACAAAAAGAAGCCGAGCAAGCCCGCUCUAGGUUUGCUGGGGACACUCGCAGUGACCAUCUUGCCCUAUUGAACGCUUUUCAGGGUUGGGAGACUUCUGUUCGUAAAGGGAAUGAACGAAAUUACUGCUGGAGAAAUUUCCUAUCGGUGAACACGAUGAGGAUGAUUAAAGAUAUGAAACAACAGUUCUCCGGAUUACUUUAUGACAUUGGUUUCCUAGAUUUAGCCGACUCAAGGGCCCCUUCCGCUAAUUACAAUUCAGAGAAUUUAAAACUUGUGAAAGCCAUACUUUGCGCCGGGUUAUAUCCAAAUGUUGCUAGCAUCAACCACCAUCCUAAGUUUCUAAGGCCCCCAAAGCUUCGAACUCAUCAAGAUGGUAUUGUUUAUUUGCAUCCCAAAUCAGUGAACGCUGAAGUCAGAGUUUAUGAAGAUAACUGGUUGAUUUAUCACGAAAAGAUGAAAUCCACCUCUCUCUUCCUGUAUGACAGCACUAUGAUAGCACCCUUUCCUCUCCUCUUCUUUGGCGGUGAAAUUUCUGUGUUUGUAGAAGAGGGCUACGAAACAGUCGCUAUCGACGAUUUCAUCAAAUUCAAGUCUCCAAACAGAAUUGCGAAUUUAGUCAAGGAGUUACGAGUCGAACUGGACAAACUGCUUAGACAGAAAAUCGCUCAGCCGGAUAUGAAGCUAAGCGUGGGGACUGGGACGGGUAACAGGGAAAGUGCUCUGCUGCGAGCAAUAAUUGACUUGAUCACCAGCGAGGAGAAUACAAACUGGAGAAAACAAAGAGCUCUUGCAGGAGAAGAAGGAAGGACUUAAAAGAGUACUUAAUAUUCCUGGAGAGGAUUUCUACGGAAUUGGACACAGUUCAAUAUAACAAUGUUUCUUUAAGAUGCUGAAAGAUGAAGCAUAUUGAGAAAAAAAACCUUCUUAGUUGGAGAUUACGGAGAAGGGUCCUUCCUGACUCACCCCACGGCGGUUCUUCAUCGAAAAAGAUCAAAUACAUUGACUUAUUUAAGAACAGUUAUUUAAUCGCUCACCUUUAACAAGUGAUAAUCCUCGUUUCUUCCGUUAAAUGUGUAUAACUUUAAAUGAAAAGUCGCUUUAUCCUUCAAGUCAUUUAAUUUACUGGUUGGAUCGGUUCAGGAGACGAGUAAUAAGCGACUACUCGUGAUGCUGCCUUGAUUUGAUACUAUGCAAGGCUGAUGUAUUUUGUAUUGUUUACGGCCAACAUCUUUUAUCAUAGGACUCUGGUCGAAAUUUGAGAUCUGUCCACUAAUGCAAUCAGUAACAAAAAUGGCGAAAUUUCGUUAAUAUGGUCAAAUCCACCAAGCUAAUUUCGCUUUGACGAAUUUGACUAAAAUUCAUCAAAAUUGUCAAUUCCCCCAAGCUGAUUUUGUCACUGCGUGCAUUUCUGGACAAAUAGCUAAAUUUUUUAUACGAUUUCUCAGGAUCGUCAUCGCAAAUUGAUUUAAUUAAAUUUGUUGUUAUUCUUAAACAUGUUACCAAAAGGACGUAAAGACAGCAGAGUGAC
This is a messenger RNA of Stylophora pistillata, 3809 nucleotides long. Its product is annotated as ATP-dependent DNA/RNA helicase DHX36. The record is from RefSeq and is a predicted model, not a curated record. Gene Ontology annotation, cellular component: nucleus; intracellular anatomical structure; cytoplasm. NCBI's taxonomy places the organism in Eukaryota, Metazoa, Cnidaria, Anthozoa, Scleractinia, Pocilloporidae. Gene Ontology annotation, molecular function: RNA helicase activity; DNA helicase activity; G-quadruplex RNA binding.